Messenger RNA from Chilo suppressalis (striped riceborer), 1224 nucleotides. NCBI's taxonomy places the organism in Eukaryota, Metazoa, Arthropoda, Insecta, Lepidoptera, Crambidae. The record is from the annotation of a GenBank genome assembly.
ACAAUUUAUCACUGGGAGCCGCUCGUUCAUCCAGGGCCGGCGCGUCAGUGGCGCAAUAGCAUGUCUAUAUCAGGUACACGAUCAAUCGAAUAUAUCAACUUUCCUCUUAUUCAAGUCGCUCACUUUAUUGACCUUGUACUAAUUUAAAACGGAGCACGGCAAGUCGACUACCGUAUUCAUUUUACGUGUCUACGGCGCGUUGUACACAAUCGAGUGACUCCUGAAACUGAGGUGUGCGUUUAUCAUUAUCACUCGAAGCGUUAUGUCAGUGGUGGAGUUUUCGUAUCAGAAGGAGUAUGAUAAAAAUCCUGAACUCAAGGUCGAAGAUGUUAUGAUGAUUCGAAUAUGGUUAAAAGAACAACCUCACUUGCCACACUCUUUUAUCACAGACUUGGAUAUAAUUUUGGCGCUUCAUUGUUGCGGUUUCGACAUUGAGAUGACAAAGCGGGUGAUUGACCUCAACUAUACUCUCCGAACUUUGUUCACUUUUUAUUCAUACAGACAACCAGACAAAUCCUUAGAAACAGCUUAUACGUGGUUAGUAACACCAUUGAUCACUCCAACACUGAAGGGAUAUCGUGCUGUAUAUUGCCACUUGUUGGAUUCAGAUACAAAGAAGUUUGUUUAUAGUGAUGUCGUGAGGUCCUUCAUGAUGGUAAUGGACCUCUGGCAAUACGAAGAAGGCACUUGGCCGGGCGUGGUCAUCGUGGUCAAUAUGGCAAACGUGACAAUCGGACAUGUGUCUGGAAUAGACCUUAAUGUGGCGCAACAAUUUUUCUAUUUUCUGCAGAAAGCCAUGUUCAUUCGCCUCAAAGAAUUCCACUUCAUUAAUGCGCCAGGUUUCGUUGACAAAAUGCUUUCCAUGUUAAAACCAUUCCUGACACUGGAAAUGCUGGAAAUGUUGAAAGUGCAUCAAGUGGGUUCAGAUAGUUUGGACCGGUACAUACCGAGAGCAGCGUUGCCAAAAGAGGCGGGCGGCCUAAAUAAAGAUUGCACUACAUUAAGAGAUGAAAUAUGGGAGAAGAUUAAGUCCAAUUCACAUUUCUUUGACGAGGAAGCAAAAAAGAGAGUCGACGAAUCAAAAAGACCUGGGACUCCGAUUACUAUUAGCUCAAUAUUUCCUAGUAUGGAGAGCUCUUUUAAGAAUCUCUGUAUAGACUGAUGACCAAUUGUGAAUAUUUUUUAUUACCUACAAAUGUACAUUAAGAAAAUAUUUUAAGAUCA